AUGGACUCAAUUAGUAUAGUCCAGGAAAUAAAAUUCUUGCUGUUAAUAUUCCUCCUUACCACCACAUCCUGCUUAGGCCAGAUUAAAAGAGCAAUACCACACGAUGUCCAACUGGAUAUCAAUGUAAAACUUACCAAAGUGGACAAUGAAUAUUUGGUACAUUUUAAAAAUUACUAUUGGCGUUCGGCAAGAGAAAAAUAUAUAAAUGCAGCAUUUGGUAGGCACAAUUCAUCAGUCAAUUGGAGUUUUGUAGCCCGACCCGCAUUGUCCGAUUUAUAUCCCAGUGAUUUUGAGGUCAUACAGACAUCUACAACAAAUGUGAUAGAUAUUUUAAAAUUACAUCCAGCCAUUAAAAGUGUAACACAACAAAAUCUAAUUACGCGUGAUUUGAAAUAUAUUCCACACGGAAAUUAUACCGAUUAUCAGCCACGCCAUUUGUUGGCUGUCGUACCAGGUGGUCAUAUUACCGAUUUAUUAAAUGUACGUGAAUUGUGGAGCCGUGGCAUAACUGGUAAGGGAAUCAAGGUGGCUGUUUUCGAUACGGGGCUACCAAAACAUCAUCCGCAUUUUCGCAAUGUCAAGGAGCGAACAAAUUGGACAAAUGAAAAGUCUCUAGAUGACGGGGUUAGUCAUGGUACAUUUGUGGCUGGGGUAAUUGCCUCCUCCAAAGAGUGUUUGGGCAUUGCUCCCGAUGUGGAGUUGCAUAUUUUCAGGGUGUGUACCAACAUACAAGUGUCGUAUACUUCUUGGUUUUUGGAUGCCUUCAAUUAUGCCAUGUUCCGUAAAAUAAAUGUUUUGAAUUUAAGUAUUGGUGGACCGGACUUUAUGGACCGACCAUUUGUCGACAAAGUUUUGGAGCUGUCGGCAAAUAAAAUCAUCAUGAUAUCAGCAAUUGGUAAUGAUGGUCCCCUAUAUGGUACCCUUAACAAUCCGGGUGAUCAGAGUGAUGUUAUUGGGGUUGGUGGAAUUAAUUCAGAUGAUAUGGUGGCAAAAUUCAGUUCGAGAGGUAUGACAACAUGGGAAUUACCUCGGGGUUAUGGACGUGUAAAACCCGAUAUUGUAACCUAUGGCAGCCAUGUUAAGGGCAGCAAUUUAAAUGGUGGCUGUAGAUCGCUGUCGGGAACAUCAGUGGCAUCACCCGUUGUGGCUGGUGCAGUGGCAUUAAUAUUAAGUGGUGAUUUAUCCAAAUUGCCUUUGGUCAAUCCGGCUUCCGUGAAACAAAUCUUGGCUGAGGGAGCCACAAAAUUAAAGCAUAAUAACAUAUUCGAGCAAGGUCAUGGCAAGUUGAAUGUUUCGAAAAGUAUGAACCUGUUGAAGGCAUAUGAACCCAAAAUCACUCUCAGUCCGGCUUAUAUGGAUUACACGGAUCCCUAUAUGUGGCCUUACAGCUCACAGCCAAUGCAUUGUGGUGGCAUGGCAUCAAUUAUUAAUGUGACCAUAUGGAAUGCCUUGUCGGUAAGAGGGAAAAUCUUAGAAGCUCCCAAAUGGCAACCAAAUUUAGAGGAAAAUGGAGAGAUACUACAAGUUGAAAUAAGUUAUUCUCCAGUGCUGUGGCCUUGGUCUGGUUGGAUGGCAGUUAAAGUGAAAGUCAAAGAUAUGGCAUGUCUCUAUGAAGGUGAAGCUGAGGGUUCAGUUAGCCUGACCAUAACAACAGCUGGUCGCAAUGAAACCAUACAUUUUCCAAUUAAAGUGAAAAUUGCACCCAAACCACCCAGGCAUAAACGCAUUCUAUGGGAUCAAUAUCAUAAUAUACAAUAUCCCCCAGGCUAUAUACCCAGAGAUAAUUUGAAAAUUAAAUCAGAUCCGUUGGAUUGGCGUGGUGAUCAUAUACACACAAAUUUUCGAGAUAUGUAUCAUCAUUUGAGAAAUCAUGGCUAUUACAUAGAUGUGUUGGGUAUGCCAUUUACAUGUUUCAAUGCCUCGGAUUAUGGUACUUUACUAAUUGUCGAUCCAGAAGAGGAAUUUUUUGAUGAAGAAAUUCAGAAAUUACAAAGAGAUGUCUAUGAAUAUGGUCUGGGUGUGAUUGUCUUUGCCGAUUGGUAUAAUACCACAGUUAUGAGGAAAAUGAAAUUUUUCGAUGAAAAUACCAGAGAAUGGUGGAUGCCAGAUACUGGGGGAGCAAAUGUGCCAGCACUAAAUGAACUCUUAGAAGGAUUUGGCAUUUCGCUAAGUGAUACCAUUGCAGAGGGUUAUUAUGAGCUAGGUGAACAUCAGGUGUAUUAUGCCAGUGGUACCACGCUCAAUACAUUUCCACAAAAUCCUGAUAACAUUAUUAUAACAGCCCGUCUAACGGAUCAAGGCACUGAAGUGAUAAAUAAAAAACCCGAUAAUCAUGAACAGAAGAUACACACGAAUUAUCCCAUAUUGGGAUUAUUUCAAAUAAAAGAAACCAAGGAAGGUCGUAUCGCUAUUAUGGGGGAUUCCAAUUGUAUCGAUUCAACACAUGCUGAAAAAUCCUGUAUGUGGCUAUUGGAUGCUCUUCUGGCGUACACCAUGAAUUCACAUGUCGCUUCAUUGCUCAAUAAAUUGAAUACCAUGGACACAUAUAGAAAUACGAAAAAUCAAUUACCACUAACCACCAAUCCAAAGCGACUGAAAAGUUCAAAAUUAUAUCGAUAUUCAAAAGUUUUAGAUCGUAAGGAUAAAUUUCGUAAACGACAAUUGGAAGCGUGUUGA
Musca vetustissima is the source of this 2676-nucleotide messenger RNA. RefSeq names its product membrane-bound transcription factor site-1 protease (gene S1P). Bases 1 to 2676 code for a protein of 891 amino acids. Gene Ontology annotation, molecular function: serine-type endopeptidase activity. NCBI's taxonomy places the organism in Eukaryota, Metazoa, Arthropoda, Insecta, Diptera, Muscidae. The transcript has 2 exons. Gene Ontology annotation, biological process: proteolysis. The record is from RefSeq and is a predicted model, not a curated record. Gene Ontology annotation, cellular component: Golgi apparatus.